GAAUAUGAUUCGAUACAAAAUUUUAUUAAAGAAAAUACGAUUGCGUGGAUGUCGUGAAGUGCCAGUUGCAAAUCGACGUCUUUUAUUGGUCAACAUAGCCCCGUUUCUUACCAAGAAUCAAUAAACAAAAUAUUAUAUACAUAAAAACAAAUAAUGAAAGAUCAUUGUCCAAAGAUAAUUAAGAUGACCUGGACACAUCCAUAAUUUAAGUAGCCUAUUUUAAUAUUCAAAAAUUCGUAUAUCUAGAUGAACUGCUUGCAAGAUUAUGAACCAUGUGUAUCCGUGGUUUAAAUUACUUACAAAUAAUUCGAAAACAGCAACGUAAUAAAAUCAGACCAAAUACAAACUGCAAAAGAAGAGAGGAAUAUUAUAUUAACGGUCAUUCCGAAAGCUGUCUAAUAACCAUUACUACCGCUGUAAAAGUAAAACGACUAUAAUGUCUAACGCUCAGGAACUGUUUCCUAUUAUAUAAUUGAUGUUUUAAUAAUACUAAGUUCACAAUAUGUUGCAGCUCGAUUGGACAGUCUGGAGUUUAAUGAAUUUGCUUUGUGCUUUUUAAAAUAUGAUGUCACUUCAAAACGUUCCCUCAGCUGGUAUUUGCUUUCGCUAGUUAAUGUUUAAAUGCCAGCCAAUAGGGUGAAUGAGGGUUUUCGUCGAACCAAUGGAAAGACUGGAUUGUGAAACACAACUGUGGGGUACAGGGUGUCGGGGAGAACGCUAUCCCGUGCAGAGCCAUCUGACCCACAGAGCCAAAUCCGCCUGCCAAACUUUCACUGGCGUCUCCGACCCGCAGAUGGAUGGGUCUGUCAGCGUUGCCAAAAAUCCGUUCUGUACUUUCAGACAAAUAACUCGAAAUUGAUCUCAAUUAAGAGAGCAAGGUCCCCGACGAGUGAACGCCGAGAAGCGCUGGUAGCGGACGGGGAGUAAGGAUGGAGCCGACCCCGAGCAGCAGCCCCAGCGACCCCAGCCAGGCCCCCCAAGCCGCCCAGCACGAACCCAUCAGCUUCGGCAUUGACCAGAUACUGAGUGGUUCUGACCCAGAGAGUUCUCAGCAGAACGGCACCAAGAACAUUUCGGAUACCGGCGGCAGUUACCAUCUGGGCAGCCCUACCGGAGCCAGCACGGCACCUUACACAGCGCUCGCCGCUUCUUAUCACGGCAUUACUGCAUCUUUGGAGGACUCCGGCUCUUACAGCGUGAACCUAACUCUCGCCCCCGGUGGUGUAAUCCGUGUCCCGGCACACAGACCGAUGGCCGCUGCGGUUCCACCGCCUAUGACCAGUGCGGUUCCUGGUUUCGGCAGCCUCAGUUUUCCGUGGAUGGAGAGCAGUCAUAGAUUCGCCAAGGAGAAGUUUGCAGCGGCCCUAACCCCGUUCGCCGUGUCACGGAGGAUCGGCCACCCAUAUCAGAAUCGCACGCCACCCAAGCGAAAGAAGCCGCGCACAUCCUUCUCGCGCGUGCAGAUCUGUGAGCUGGAGAAGCGCUUCCACCGGCAGAAAUACCUGGCCAGCGCGGAGCGGGCCGCUCUGGCCAAGACGCUCAAGAUGACGGACGCCCAGGUCAAAACCUGGUUCCAGAACCGCAGGACCAAGUGGAGGCGACAGACGGCGGAAGAGCGGGAGGCGGAGCGUCAGCAGGCCAAUCGCCUGAUGAUUCAGCUGCAGCAUGAUGCCUUCCAGAAGUCCCUCAGCGACUCUAUACCCCCUGACCCACUCUGUAUUCACAACUCCUCCCUCUUUGCCCUCCAGAACUUGCAGCCCUGGGCCGCUGAAGAGGGGAGCAAGCUGGGAGGCGUUACAGCGCUGGUAUGAGAGCAGGGUCGUGAGUCACAUGCACUGGUAGACACUUGGCCUGAUUUUUUUUUUUGCCGUUGUGGAUGGAUGAAUCAACUGACAACAGACUUGACUCCUUGUCCCCCUUCCUUUAUGUUCACCCCCCCCCCCCCCUGCGAUCAUGUUUAGUUCCAAAGUGGAGCAGAGGCUAAAAGAUCAAAAACAAUGAACUGAAAAAUGUAUUGUUUCAAAGCACAACAUUUGCACAAAUGGCUUCCCUUUCCCCCGCCCCCUGAAACAAAGGUGAAGCAGGACUUGGUGGAAGCAUCCCUGUCCUCAGCAGUCAGGACAGUCCUGCCUGAGGGUGAGAGUAGGAUCGCAGUGUCACUGAGAUUGUUUUUUUUUUUGACUAUGAGGAAGUUCACGUGACUAUGAACUUCCCCAAAAAACAGCCAAUAAAACAAAGGUCAGUGGCCAAAUGGGGCAUUCUGGAAUCCUGCACAGACAGUCCUUCUGUUUCUUUCAGAACUUCAAUGUCUGCAGGGCACAUCCUAACAUCAUAUUGUUCAUUCUGUGGGGUGACGCUCUACUGAAGGUGUGUUGUUGGCAUUAAAUGUAUCAGAAGGAAGACAGUGACAAUGUUUACAUACUGUACUUGUGAGAAAAGCAUUGUGUUGUUCAUUGACAGGAAAAAUAUCCAUGCUACAAAAUCAUGUACUAUACUUUGUAUUUUACAAAUAUGUAAAUAUUUUUUCCGCAGGAAAUACAUCUGCUUUCUAUAUUGUGUCACAGUG
Paramormyrops kingsleyae is the source of this 2566-nucleotide messenger RNA. Lineage: Eukaryota; Metazoa; Chordata; Actinopteri; Osteoglossiformes; Mormyridae. The record is from RefSeq and is a predicted model, not a curated record.